Chelonoidis abingdonii (Abingdon island giant tortoise) is the source of this 1284-nucleotide messenger RNA. The record is from RefSeq and is a predicted model, not a curated record. Lineage: Eukaryota; Metazoa; Chordata; Testudines; Testudinidae.
GGCGAGGAGCAGGUUGGCCUCUCUCCUGAAGGGUCCCCCAGCAGGAUCUGGCCCCAGGCAGAGCGUUGAUGUCUAAGGCGGCUGUGACCUAUGGACAGACGGACCUGCAGGAGCACUGCCUGGUGUUCGUGGAGGACCGCACGCAGGAGGUGGUGCAGACACGGAGUUUCCAUGAGCUGUCGGCCGCAGCGCUGGUGGCCGUGCUGCGCAGCGACCGGCUGGCCAUCGACGAGCCAGACCUGAUCCGGGCCGUGCGGGAAUGGGCCCACGUCAGCUCGGCUGUCCUGGAGCGGCCAGUGGCCGAGGUGGCAGCGGGCCCAGUGCGUGAGCUCCGCCUGCCCCUGCUCUCACCCCAUGAGCUGGCAGCCCUGGAGAGCCACAACCAGAGGGAUCCGCUCAUUCCGGUCGAGUGCAUCGCUGAGGCCUGGAAGUGCCAUGUGCUGAGGAAGGGGAGUGGGGCACCAUCCCGUCUGUGCCAGCGCCGCAGAGGCACCCAGCCCCGGGAGCACCACAGCUACCUCGAGUGAGGAGGCAGCAGCCAGUGGCGGGCACCAGGCGUCACGGGGGGGCAGGGAGAGGCUGUUCCCUCGUCUCUGGGAUGAGUGACAGGGCAAAGUGCACUUCCCAGGACUCUGCUGGUCUUGCGCACCCAUUGUGACAGAGCUGGGGGUAGGCCUGGCCCAUCCUAGCCAGUGCCAGGCCAGGCUCAGGGCUGCCAUUGUCCUGUAUGGAGGGGCAGGGCUGAGACAGCACCUGCCCACAAUGCUCCCUCUUGCCCGAAUUUGCUGUGAGGUCCAGGUAGGCUGCCCAGCUGGCAUGGCUGGGGGUGGCAGGGCAGGGCCAGGGAGAGGCUCCCACCCAUUAUCUCCUAUUCAGGCACAGCCAGAUCAGCUGAGAGCUCCCUGAGCCGACAGCCCCGCGCAUUGGCAAUGGAUUGAGACGGGCCUGGAUUUUUCCGUGGCCCAGACAGAAGGCUGAGUGGGGUGACAUGACAGCCUCCUGUCUGAGCCCGAUCUUGGGUGGAGCUGGGGAAGGUCAGGUUAGUACCUCCUGCAGCCUGGGGCCAGCUACAGCAGCCCAGGGACUGCUCUAAUAUACACCUGGGCUGUAACAAGGGCUAGCUAGCAGCCCAGACUAGCCAGAGGGCCCAGCCCAGUAGCAUAGCUGGGGGGAGUGGGGGAGCGGCCGCUCCCUCAUCGAGCACAAGUGGCUCCGGGUGUCUUCAGCGGCACUGAAGCUUCAUCGCCGAAAUGCCGCCGAAGACCUGCGGAGCGAGUGAAGGUC